AUGUCGUUGGACUCGGAGGCAUCCUCGCAGGGCGGGGACUACCGUAGCUUCCGCCAGAUCACUCGAGAUCGUUUAUUAUUUGAAAUGCUCAGAUCAACUAGGAAGAAUUCGAAAUCAACAUGGAAGGUCCUUAUCAUGGAUAAGUUUACAGUCAAGAUUAUGUCUUAUGCAUGUAAGAUGGCAGAUAUCACAGAAGAAGGGGUUUCAUUGGUCGAAGAUUUAUAUAAACGGAGGCAGCCAUUGCCUUCACUGGAUGCCAUAUAUUUCAUCCAACCAACUAAAGAAAACAUUGUCAUGUUCCUAUCUGACAUGUCAGGAAGAAGCCCUUUGUACAAGAAGGCAUAUGUGUUUUUCAGUUCUCCCGUGCAUAAAGAAUUGGUUGCUCAAAUAAAAAAGGAUUCAAGUGUACUGCCUCGUAUUGCUGCACUUAGUGAGAUGAAUUUGGAGUACUUUGCUAUUGAUUCCCAGGGUUUCAUAACUGACCAUGAAAGGGCAUUGGAAGAACUUUUUAGUGAAAAUGCAGAAGGAUCUCACAAGUAUAAUGCUUGUCUGAACACAAUGGCUACUCGUAUAUCUACAGUAUUUGCAUCAAUGAGGGAAUUCCCUCGUGUACACUACCGUGUUGCCAAGACGAUUGAUGCUUCUACAAUGACAACACUACGAGACUUGGUCCCCACAAAGCUUGCUGCUAGUGUAUGGAAUUGUCUUGCGAAAUAUAAAACGACAAUACCUGAAUUUCCUCAAACAGAAACUUGUGAAUUGCUUAUAGUAGACCGUUCAAUGGAUCAGAUUGCGCCAAUUAUUCAUGAAUGGACUUAUGAUGCUAUGUGCCAUGAUCUGCUUUGUAUGGAUGGCAAUAAGUAUGUUCAUGAGGUUCCAAGUAAAAAUGGGUCGGCAACUGAAAAAAAGGAGGUCCUGUUAGAAGAUCAUGACCCUGUCUGGCUUGAGCUUAGGCAUGCACAUAUAGCAGAUGCAAGUGAGAGACUACAUGAUAAGAUGACCAACUUCAUUUCAAAGAACAAAGCUGCACAAUUGCACCAAGCACGAACCGGUGGGGAAUUAUCUACAAGAGAUUUACAAAAAAUGGUUCAGGCUCUUCCACAGUACAGUGAUCAAAUUGAUAAGCUUUCCCUGCAUGUUGAGAUUGCAGGAAAACUCAAUAACAUAAUACGGGAACAAUGUCUUCGGGAUGUUGGACAACUAGAGCAAGAUCUUGUGUUUGGCGAUGCUGGAACAAAAGAACUAAUCAACUUUUUGAGAACACAAUUGGUUGUAAGUCGUGAAAAUAAGUUACGCUUGAUGAUGAUUUAUGCAGCACUUAACCCGGAGAAGUUUGAAAGCGACAAAGGUGCAAAAUUAAUGCAGUUGGCAGGAUUAUCUGCUGACGACAUGAUUGCUGUAAAUAAUAUGCGUUGCUUAUGUGGGCCUGAUACCAAAAAGUCUUCAGUAGGGGGUUUUACACUGAAAUUUGAUGUUCAUAAGAAGAAGCACGCACAUAGAAAAGAGCGAACAGGGGAAGAAUCAGCAUGGGCACUAUCCCGAUUUUAUCCUAUUUUGGAGGAAUUGAUUGAAAAGCUUAGCAAAGGUGAGCUUCCAAAAGAUGAAUAUAACUGUAUGAACGACCCUAGUCCUAGUGCUCAUGGACCGCCAACCAGUAGCUCUGCCCGAUCAAGUCCCGCUCACUCUAUGCGAUCCAGACGAACAGGUGGCACAUGGGCUAGACCUCGUGGCUCUGAUGAUGGAUAUUCAAGUGAUUCUGUGUUGAAGCAUGCCUCCAGUGACUUCAGGAAACUUGGUCAGCGUAUAUUUGUUUUUGUAAUAGGUGGUGCUACUCGAUCAGAGUUACGUGCUGCACACAAGCUUUCAUCCAAGCUGAAGCGAGACAUCAUCCUUGGUUCAUCUAGCCUUGAUGAUCCUCCCCAGUUCAUCACAAAAUUAAAGUUGAUGUCAGCAGAAGAAUUGACACUUGAUGAUCUUCAGCUGUAA
Miscanthus lutarioriparius is the source of this 1986-nucleotide messenger RNA. The record is from the annotation of a GenBank genome assembly. NCBI's taxonomy places the organism in Eukaryota, Viridiplantae, Streptophyta, Magnoliopsida, Poales, Poaceae.